This is a messenger RNA of Spirometra erinaceieuropaei, 1156 nucleotides long. Lineage: Eukaryota; Metazoa; Platyhelminthes; Cestoda; Diphyllobothriidea; Diphyllobothriidae. The record is from the annotation of a GenBank genome assembly.
AUGGACGAUGAGCGACUACCCAAACGACUCUUCUACGGAGACGUCUCGACGGGUUCUCGCCGUCAAGGAGGCCAGAUUCGUCGUUACAAGGAUACCAUGAAGUCCUCCCUGAAACGCCUGCAAAUCAACCCCAUCGAUUGGGAGGAGCUUGCACUCGAUCAACCGACCUGGAGGAGGACAGUGAAGACAGGCGCUGCGAUAUACGAAGCCAACCGCAUCGCUGUCGCCAAAGCGAAACGCGAAGCCCGCAAAUCACAACUUCGCCCAGUACGCAACGCCGCCGCACCACCGCUUCCAACGUGUCCUCGAUGUCAACGGACAUUCCGGACUCGAAUCGGACGUGUUGGACAUCUUCGGAUUAACUGCGCCUCUCGAAAUGCACUAACCAUCGUCCCCCCGUCCGCCUCUUCCUCCUCCUCUCCGCCGCCAACUAACUGACAAUUCUUCUGACCCACCACUUCCAUCGUCCUCGUCCUCCUCCUACUCCUCCUCCACUGCUCCAGCGGCGGCCGUUCAGGCGACUGUCACUCGCGCAACAACCGGCACCACCACCACCACCUCCACCGACUCCAGCGAUGACGAUCAGGACCACACCUGCCCUCACUGCGACCGUACCUUCACCUCACAAAUCGGCCUGGUCGGUCACUUGCGAAUCCAUCGCACAGAGACUGGCGAACCAAUGCGUGAAGCACCAACCUACACCCACCGCACUCGCCUUCACUGCUUACACUGCCCUCGCACCUUCAGGCAUCGCAUGGGCCUAUUCGGACACAUGCGCAUCCACGAGAGCGGAAUUGACCGCAACUCCGACACACUCACGACACCCAGCACAUCAACCAGGCCCAGUCCCACCCUCGCUCCAUUGCCGUGCGCGCCCAUCAUCACCACCACUACCACCACCACUACCAUCACUGCCUCCUCCGUAGCUGACACUGACGCCGCCGACAUCGCAUGCCCACACUGUACACGCACAUUCACCUCACGCAUCGGCCUGGUCGGUCACUUGCGAAUCCAUCGCACAGAAACUGGCGAACCAGUGCCUGGAGCACCAGCCUAUACCUACCACGCUCGACUCCACUGCCCACACUGCGCUCGCACAUUCAGGCAUCGCAUGGGCCUAUUCGGCCACAUGCGCAUCCACGAUGACCUGCGGUAG